Molecule: messenger RNA, 3922 nt
Organism: Electrophorus electricus (electric eel)
Lineage: Eukaryota; Metazoa; Chordata; Actinopteri; Gymnotiformes; Gymnotidae
Gene: grm7
Product: glutamate metabotropic receptor 7
Biological process (GO): G protein-coupled receptor signaling pathway
Cellular component (GO): membrane
Molecular function (GO): G protein-coupled receptor activity
Source: RefSeq, a predicted model, not a curated record
UGCUGACGUAGGCUAUAGGACGCAAUAUCGCUAGGUUUCCUUCUUGGCGCGGAACCAAGAUGAGCAUUUAGUCAUUUGACUAAUGCAUAUUUGAUUCUGGGUGGAGUGAGAGGAGGCGUCAUUCCUACAAUUCGAGCUUCAGGGGAAGACACUUGUAUUGUCUUCGGCUCUGUUCGUUCUUCUUUGGAUUCUGCGAGACUAUGAGCCACAAAUAACACUAAUACCUUUCUUCUGCGGUAUGCAGCACUUGAUUCAACCUGCCGCAACGAAGUUAUUUCGCGCAAAUGAAAGAAUGUUUCUGAGCCCUGUUGGCUUAUAACUGCGAGAGUUCCUCUGCUCACAUUAUACUGCUUUUUCAGUUUUCUGUGCAUGCUAAAGUUGCAUUUUCCUAUUUUAUCCAUUGCGCAGUUGCAUCCUAACUCUAACCAGUUUCUGUUUCAACUGACACUAUGACAUCAGUGUAGCUUGGAGCGGAGAGAUGUGCAUUCUCUUCAGUGGAAUAUCGAUGCACUUUUUUACCGUUUUUGGAAAAAUGUUCCUGAUUCGUGGACUAAACGUCGUCUAAAGGUAGUGUGGGUUGUUUAUCUUUUUUAUUUAGUAGGAGCACGCUGUAAGAAAUGGUUAUCUGAGCAACAAGCGACGCAGCGCAGUGUGACGCUGGGUGUUCGUGCGCGCGAUUCCGAAUGAGUAACACAUCCUUCAAUUUGCGCGGCGUUUGGGGAGUACGCUCCGAUAUAUUGAAACAAUCCCUUUCCCCAGAAUGGCAAAAUGGUCUUUACUCCGAUGAAUAGUAACUUUGUUUACACGAAAGUCAUCUGAGAAGUGCCUUAGACCGUUUUCCAAUUCGAAGUCAACGACGGUGGAGGGGAGAUCAUGGCUAGGCACAGUCUCGUCAAAGAACUAAAACCCUACUUUCCGUGGAAAGUGUUUUGGAUAAUGAAAGCGCUCGUGGAUCUGACGCUAUCGCAAGAGAUUUACGCGCCCCAUUCGAUAAGAAUUGAAGGGGACUUGACCCUGGGUGGCCUUUUUCCCGUUCAUGCUCGUGGCGUCUCUGGGGAACCGUGUGGAGAUAUCAAACGGGAGAACGGAAUCCACAGGCUGGAGGCAAUGUUAUACGCUUUGGACCAGAUCAACAGUGACGACGAGCUUUUGCCCAAUAUCACCUUAGGCGCGCGGGUAUUAGACACAUGCUCACGGGACACAUAUGCGUUGGAGCAGUCUCUCACUUUCGUGCAGGCACUCAUACAGAAAGACACGUCGGAUGUACGGUGCACCAACGGAGAGCCGCCGGUGUUUGUGAAGCCAGAAAAAGUUGUGGGAGUCAUAGGGGCCUCGGCAAGUUCAGUGUCCAUUAUGGUGGCGAACAUACUGCGCCUAUUUCAGAUCCCACAGAUCAGUUACGCCUCCACGGCUCCGGAGCUGAGUGAUGACCGCCGCUAUGACUUCUUCUCACGCGUGGUGCCUCCCGACUCCUUCCAGGCGCAGGCCAUGGUGGACAUUGUGAAGGCCAUGGGCUGGAACUACGUCUCCACUGUGGCCUCGGAGGGAAGCUAUGGCGAGAAAGGCGUGGAAGCCUUCAUGCAUAUCUCCCGUGAAGCCGGUGGAAUAUGCAUUGCCCAGUCCCUGAAAAUCCCGCAUGACCGCAAGCAAGCCGACUUUGACAAGAUUAUUCGGCUGCUCCUUGAUACGCGUCAGGCCCGUGCAGUGAUUAUGUUUGCUUACGAUGAAGACAUUCGGGAGAUUCUCAAUGCCAGUAAGAGAGCGGAUCAAGUGGGGCACUUCCUGUGGAUUGGCUCAGACAGCUGGGGGGCAAAAAACAGCCCCAUUCAUGGCCUCGAAGAUGCCGCCAUAGGAGCCAUCACCAUCCUACCAAAAAGGGCCACUAUUGCUGGGUUUGAUGCUUAUUUCACCUCCCGCACUCUGGAGAACAACAGAAGGAACGUGUGGUUCGCUGAGUACUGGGAGGAAAACUUCAACUGUAAGCUUAUGAGCUCCUCUAAGAAAGAAGAUACCAGCAGAAAGUGUACAGGCCAGGAGCGCAUAGGGACGGAUUCCAAGUACGAGCAGGAGGGGAAGGUGCAGUUCGUGAUCGACGCUGUGUACGCCAUGGCCCACGCUCUGCACAGCAUGCAGAAGGAUCUGUGCCCCGAGCAGUCCGGUGUCUGCCCUGAGAUGGAGGUGGCCGGCGGCAAAAAGCUCCUCAAGUACAUCCGCAACGUCAAUUUCAACGGGAGUGCUGGAACAUCUGUCACGUUCAAUCACAAUGGAGAUGCUCCAGGCCGCUAUGACCUGUUCCAGUACCAGAUGAACAAUAACAGCUCCCCGGGGUACAGAGUAAUCGGCCAGUGGACAGAAACACUCCAGCUCAAUGUGGAAGACAUGCAGUGGCCGACUGGUGAGCUCGAUGUCCCCGGCUCCGUCUGCAGCCUGCCCUGCAGGACGGGCCAGAGGAAGAAGACGGUAAAGGGCAUGCCCUGCUGCUGGCACUGCGAGCCAUGCGAUGGCUACCAGUACCAGUACGACGAGACCACAUGCAAGCUGUGCGCCUACAACAUGCGGCCCAACGGCAACCGCACCGGGUGCCAGCCCAUCCCCAUCGUGAAGCUGGAGUGGCACUCACCCUGGGCUGUCAUCCCCGUCUUCCUGGCCAUGCUGGGAAUCAUUGCCACCAUCUUUGUCAUGGCAACAUUCGUGCGCUACAAUGAUACGCCCAUCGUGCGUGCGUCGGGCCGGGAGCUGAGUUACGUCCUCCUCACGGGGAUCUUCCUGUGUUACAUCAUCACCUUUGUGAUGAUUGCCAAGCCCGACGUGGCUGUGUGCUCCUUCCGACGCAUUUUCCUUGGCCUGGGCAUGUGCAUCAGCUAUGCGGCGUUACUGACUAAGACAAACCGCAUCUACCGCAUCUUCGAGGAGGGGAAGAAGUCAGUGACCCCACCCAGGCUGAUCAGCCCCACUUCUCAGUUAGCCAUAACAUCUAGCCUCAUUUCUGUGCAGCUGCUUGGCGUCUUCAUAUGGUUCGGCGUGGAUCCGCCCAACACCAUCAUCGACUAUGAUGAACAGAAGACCAUCAACCCUGACAAGGCCCGAGGGGUGCUCAAAUGCGACAUCACAGACCUGCAAAUCAUUUGCUCGCUUGGAUACAGUAUUCUGUUGAUGGUCACAUGCACGGUUUACGCCAUCAAGACGCGAGGAGUUCCCGAGAACUUCAAUGAGGCCAAGCCCAUCGGCUUCACCAUGUACACCACGUGCAUCGUGUGGCUGGCUUUCAUUCCCAUAUUCUUUGGCACAGCUCAGUCUGCAGAGAAGCUGUACAUCCAGACCACCACGCUGACGAUCUCCAUGAACCUGAGCGCGUCGGUGGCGCUGGGGAUGCUCUACAUGCCCAAGGUGUACGUCAUCAUCUUCCACCCAGAGCUGAACGUGCAGAAGCGCAAGCGCAGCUUCAAGGCCGUGGUGACUGCCGCCACCAUGUCAUCGCGCCUCUCACACAAGCCCAGCGACCGGCCCAAUGGCGAGGCCAAGACAGAGCUGUGUGAAAACGUGGACCCCAACAAAAUUCCAGAUAUUCAUUAAAAAGGCCAAACAUCAGAAGUCAUCUUUCACCCUUGUCCCUCCCCAGGUCCAGCUGCGAAGAAGAAGUACGUGAGCUACAAUGACCUUGUGAUCUAAACACCUCCGGCAGAGGAGGGGAGCAAUCAGGGAGCGCACUUGGUCCUUUGCCCUUCAUUUUGAGAAAAGAGAAGUGUGGGGGGGGGGGGUGUGUGAAGGUUUUUUGAGUUCCUCUGGUGUACCGCCCACUCACAUCUGAAUUUCAGAACAGUGGUGGUGUCUAUGACUCUACCCUACCUACACCUGAGGAUAUCUGAGGACAUUAGUCCAUAUUUUAAUAUGUCCUUGGCUAUAAACUGGGGGGAAAACGGUA